AUGCAGUUAACUUGCCGAUUUUUCAAAAAUCGUCUCCCUGAAACGGACGAUUUAGUUAUGGUCAACGUCGUUAAUAUCGAAGAAAUGGGUGUUUAUGUUCAUCUACUUGAAUACAACAACAUUGAAGGUAUGAUUCUUUUGACUGAAUUAUCACGUCGUCGUAUCCGUUCGAUUAAUAAACUUAUUCGUGUUGGCCGAAACGAAGUCGUCGUUGUUGUUCGUGUCGAUCGCGAUAAAGGUUAUAUUGAUUUAUCCAAACGUCGUGUUUCACCAGAAGAUGUCAGCAAAUGUGAAGAAAAAUUCGUCCGUGGAAAAACCGUUAGCAGUAUUCUUCGUCAUACAGCAGAAGUCUUAGGCUUAAAAACCAAUGAGGAAUUCGAAGAAUUAUAUGACAAAACAGCUUGGUACUAUGAUGAAAAAUAUAAACGAGCAGGCGCUGCUUAUGAUGUUUUUGCUCGUGCUGUGAACGAUGAACAUGAACUUGAUGAUUGUAAAGUUGACGAUGCAACAAAGAAGAUUCUUUUGAACAACAUUCGUCGACGAUUGACUCCUCAAGCCGUAAAAUGUCGAGCAGAUGUUGAAGUUGCUUGUUAUGGUUAUGAAGGUGUCGAUGCUGUUAAAGCCGCAUUACGAGAAGGUCUCAACGCAUCAACAGAAGAAAUGCCUGUCAAAAUCAAUUUGAUUGCCCCACCACUUUAUGUCGUAACAGCGACAUGUCUUGAUCGCAAUGAAGGACUUGAUGCAUUGAAAAAUGUUAUCGAUAAGAUCAGAUUAGGCAUUGAAAAAUACCGAGGAAUAUUUAAGAUUAAAAUGGAACCAAAAGUCGUCACUGAUGUUGACGAUAUAACAUUGAAGGAAGCGAUGCAACAAGCUGAAGAUGAAAAUCGUGAAAGAUCCGGUGAUGAUGAUGAAGAUUCCGAUGAAGAUGAAGGUAAGAAAAAACGAUACAUCGAAGAAGAANGGUGA
This is a messenger RNA of Adineta ricciae, 966 nucleotides long. The record is from the annotation of a GenBank genome assembly. Lineage: Eukaryota; Metazoa; Rotifera; Eurotatoria; Adinetida; Adinetidae.